GUUUAUAUGAUCUACAUACCCGUAUAUUUAUUAGUGAUAUGUCUCACUGACCCGUUUUUGAAAUAUUGAAACCAGUAAUUAUACAUUCCUAAUCCGCUAAAUGGAAUGCCUUGACUGAUUUUCAAAAUUUUUAUUACAUACCUAUUUUUAUCUGCACGUAACCGAAACGGGUGCACCAUUAAAUUGUCAUUGGAUUUUUAUUUCAGGAAAUAGAACAUGGACCUCCAGUAAGACAUUCAAUGGAUGUAACUGGUUGGGAUCUGCAACCCUGUACGUGUUUUAUUGCUGAUUACACAGUCUAUAUAAUUCACUUCUAAUUGUAUUCAUCAAAUAUGGCAGAUCGUAAAUGUGGAAGGAUAAUUAGAUCAUUAACAACAUAUUUCAUAAAUACAGGUAUUUGCAGAAAUUAUCUACAAAUAGCAGUCCCCAUACUGAUAUUGUGUGUUGUGAACGUAAAUGUAUCUGUGGAUACAUCUAUAUGUGUGAGUAAUGUUGAUAGAGUUUUAUCAUGUCCAAAAACUGAAGAAGAAUGGAUUGUGGCUGCUAAAAGGAAAAACUGUGCCACCAAGAUUGCUAAGUAUCCAAAGUGUGCUUUUACUGAUCCACCUAGGUAUCACUGUCUCCCAAAUGCCUGGAGAAACGCGACUUAUGAACUUUGUGGCGUUGAUACGGAAAUCAUAGGGUUGUCUUGUGCAGAAUACAAUGAAGGUGGGAAAUUGAUACAACCAAACCACGGGAAUUUAUGCAAAGAUUUUGAACCUAGCUGUCCUUUUAAGUACAAUUCUUCUACCGCAUACAGAUAUCACGGGUGCUAUAAGAUCUUACAUACUGAUCUCAGAACAGAGGAAACCCUUAGUGACCCACAAUCCGGUUAUACAACAGUUGCAAGUGUGACUACUACCAAGACUGGGGAUGAAAUGUCACUAUUUUCCAUCGUCACGCCGUUUCUGGUACUGUUGCUGAUUUUGAUGGCUAUACCACUGUACAUAACGAUAAAAUAUGUAUUUAAAAGAUGGAUCCAUAAGGAAGAUAACAGGGAAACUACAGAAGAAAUCACAGCAAUGGUUUAAAAUGUGUGUUAACAAAUGUCAGCUCAUGUAUGUAUCGUACUAUAUUAAAACUGUGUUGCAAUUAUCAAUUUGAUUGACCAGUUUACUGGUAUUAGAGGCUAAUAAACGAUUAUUAACAUAACACAAGGUUUACCCAUUGUGAUAGACUGGAGUAAAACAUAACAUCAAAAGUACACAAUUCGUACCGUAUUUCAUAUAAAAUGAACCGAACUCUACAAAAUAAGACGUAAAAUGAAGCAGAAUGCAGACAUUCAAUUACAAUACGAAUGACUAUCUUUCCAUUUAUUAAUAGCGACUUUUAAUGCUGAUUUGACGGUUGCAAACAUCCGUUUCUCCAUAAAAAUCAGCAUUAAGGUUUGCAAAUAAUAAACGAGAAAUUGAAUACUCCCUAAAUACGUAUCUUGUUAUUAUGUUUCCUAUUUUUGCUAGUAAAUUUGAUGUUCGAUUUUUACAAAACAUGUCAGAAUAGUACACUAACGGCAUGUCAGUUAUGAUGAGAUAUAACGUGUUUUAAUGUAUGAUUACACAACCCAACGACAUACGUCAUAUCCUCUUCUACACGUAAAACAUCUGAUAUUGUGAGAGGAUAAACAAGCAAAUCUUACGUCAAGCUUAUGCCUAACCAUAUUAACGUACGAAAAAUCCAAUCAAGUAUAUUCAAAGGGAAAUAUUUGAAGUUUGUAUGAAACUGACGACUUUAAAUCAACUUUGUUUCACUCGAAAAUUUUACUUCAUUUCUAAGACUAAGUGUUUUGCAAAGGAAAAAUACUACUUAUCUAUGAAGUGUGAAGUAUGAUUUAUUUUGAUUGAUAUAAUAGAUGAGAUGAAUAUAUUAAAUUGAUUAAACCCGUCAACAUCAAACAAGAUACCCAAAAUAUUUUUUUUAGAAAAAAAGCUGCUUCUGCCAACCCACCCUAUUUGUCGGCAUAUAAUGUAUUCUUGUUUGGAAAAUAUCAUGAUAGUAUGAAACAAUUGUGCAAAUUCAGCAACCGUGUAUAAUAGCAUCAUCAUGACAAUUGAACAGUUUUCCGCUUCAUUAAAUACUUGACACUUAUAGUAAUUCCACAAUCAUGUGAUGUCAUAAGAGCUUACAAAAUCAAUGAUCUAUUUUGAUUUAUCUUACAUUUUGUUGCAGUAUUUCCUGAUAUUUAUUGUAAAACAAUCGUGUUAAACAUAAAUCAUUUCAUAAGUUUAAUUCAUACAUGGAUAAUCAACUAUAUAUUUUUAAAUAUUGAAUCUAAAGGCCAUAAAUCUGUUUUUAUUGAUUGUCAUUCUUUAUUAAGUUAAUUGUACGUUAUAUUUCCUUUAGUUGUCAGAUAUUUGGUAAUCUUUUUGUAAAAAAAAAAUCCAGUUCCAUGAAAUCGUUAUCAAUAUUAUUAUAUCAUUAUGACUAAUGCUUGUGCAAUCUUAAUAAUGCUGUUUAAGAAAAAUGUAAUCUUUUAAUGUACUAUUCUUUUUAUGCAUGUCUCACAUCUUAUAAAGUGCAUUAAACUGUACAUGGUAUUUGAAAAUUCAUUGGUUUCAGCUAUAUUAAAUGGAAAUAAAUGCACGAUCUAUACUUGUAUCAGAUAAUAAUGCGAAUAUGGAGCUACCUUAAACUAAUAGCAUUGUAUGUACUACAUUUGUGCAUGAUACACAUUCAAUGUGUUGUUAGUUAGCCCUUCUAUUUCUUUUAAGUUGAUUUUGUAUCAAUUUAAAUGGUUACAAGAAUGUUAAAGCAUGUUAAUAUUUCCAAUAAAAUCAUAGUUUUACGAA
Molecule: messenger RNA, 2825 nt
Organism: Ostrea edulis (European flat oyster)
Lineage: Eukaryota; Metazoa; Mollusca; Bivalvia; Ostreida; Ostreidae
Exons: 8
Coding region: 333-1070 (245 amino acids)
Source: RefSeq, a predicted model, not a curated record